GAGUGUCUUUGAAGCAACUUCAAAGCAUUUGGAUUAUGAAGAACUGGAAAAGUAGUUGAAUUUUUCGGGGAUUUGCAUUUUAUUUUUCCGAGAAUGUCGGUUCCAUACACCGGAAGGUUCCGGUCAUACCUGGGCCCAAUAGCUGCAGUUGUUAAGCAACUGAAGAUAAUGAGUUUGAAACCUGUUAAGACGAUUACCGUACAAUUCGAUCCAUUUUACAAGAACGUCAAGGAGACGAGACAAUUUCUGCACUACAUCUCUGGCCCAAAAAUUCUGCGAACCAACCUGACGUGCAAUCUGAAGACUAAUAUUGUCUGCGACAGGUCCGAGCCGACAGUUACCUGCGAUCUCACAAACGGUGAGAAGGUAUUGUUCAAGUGUCAAAAUCUCGAAACGAUAGACAUUCUCAAGCUUUACAACAAACAUAUAACAAUACUGGCGCCGCCUGAACCCGAACCAGAGAAAAAAGGAGUUGUUAUAAAGCUCAAGAAGAAGAGACCGAAGAUAAGGAUAAGCCGUCACAGGAAGUAAAUCCUUGAGAUUUAAAAAGAAAACGAGGGGAACUGGAAAAAAUUUGAAAUAUUCAUCACAAAACUCGACAUAAAAAAGAAAAUCGAUUUUAUUAAUUGAUCAUUGAGUUGAAUCGAGAAAUCGAUCUCUGAAUUCUGGGAGAAGAAAUUUGACGGGGAAA
Messenger RNA from Fopius arisanus, 691 nucleotides. RefSeq names its product mitochondrial ribosomal protein L53 (gene mRpL53). The record is from RefSeq and is a predicted model, not a curated record. The transcript has 3 exons. Gene Ontology annotation, cellular component: mitochondrial large ribosomal subunit. The coding region runs from base 94 to 531 and encodes 145 amino acids. NCBI's taxonomy places the organism in Eukaryota, Metazoa, Arthropoda, Insecta, Hymenoptera, Braconidae.